Saccharomyces paradoxus is the source of this 1071-nucleotide messenger RNA. RefSeq names its product Lds2p (gene LDS2). The transcript has 2 exons. Bases 1 to 1071 code for a protein of 356 amino acids. The record is from RefSeq and is a predicted model, not a curated record. Gene Ontology annotation, cellular component: ascospore wall; prospore membrane; lipid droplet. NCBI's taxonomy places the organism in Eukaryota, Fungi, Ascomycota, Saccharomycetes, Saccharomycetales, Saccharomycetaceae.
AUGUCGACUAGACCGCAACCUGAUUGGUACUAUCAUAGACAUCCAUAUGCCCCCACGCCACUGGCAGAAGGGGAGGAGCCACAAUUACUACCCAUCCAGGACCAAACGAACCAUAGAAAGUCAAAAAUCUGGAUGGCAUACAAGGCUCCGAUAGUCCAAUGGUACAAGAAUGCUAUGCUUAUCAAGGACAAUUUCUGGAAAGACCUAGAGUCAUCCCAUCAGAUUAUCUGGUAUCCGUAUAAAGGAAUCAGUGAAUCCGUGGGAAACUCGGAUUAUUUGCAUCUGUUCUUUCUAAUAUUUGGAUACUACCUGCUGAAUUUUCUGCUUAUUGUUGCGUUUACGUCGAUCCUUGCGUGGUCUUUGUUGGUGUGCAUCUACCUGCCCUUUCUCGGACUCUUUGCGCUACCUCUGGCCUAUGUGCAAACCAUACUGAUUUCCACAACCCUAUGUAAUUCUAUGGUGAAGGGUACUGAUUUUGUUCUUUUCACGCGUAUUUAUGGGGUGACAUUUGCAAGGAAGGGAUUGCCAGAAUUAAGUAAAGCCUGUGAGACAAUAAGUUUUACGUCCUUUGUUUACAGAAGGUCACAUCGAUUGGGUGGCCUUUUUUCCAAACGGUUUUAUCUCGUCUCUUUGCCGCAGUUUUUCAUCUUUUUCUUCUGGUAUAUCUUCAUAGCCUUUAUGUUUCUUUUAUUGUUGCUUGUUCCAAUAGUGGGUCCUAUUACAAUCAACAUGCUACCAUUUAGCCCCGGAAUGGGAUUUUAUUACUUUGAGCCUUAUUUUGUUGACGUACUACACUUGGAUUCACGCCAACUUUCUGAAGUGUACUACAAAGGUUUUGCCAAGUGGCUCCUUUACUCAAUAUCAAGCGGUAUAUUAGACUCUAUUCCCAUUUUGGGAGGGUUGUUCAUCGGCACAAACGUGGUGGGUGCUUCACUUUGGAUAGUAAAGGAGAUAAAAGACCAGGAGCAACCAGCUGAACCCCCUUCCGCCCCUGCAGAACCGGAAGAGCCCACUGUAGGAUCCUAUGCGCCUCCGAUCCAACAAUCAAUAGCCCAUAUAAAUCCGCCAUGA